AUGGAGCCGCGGUCCCCUAGGUGGAAAACGAGACGGUGGCUCUGGGAUUUCACCGCAACGGCCCUGGCGUUGGCGUUCCUCCUCCAAGCUAGGGAGGUCAGAGGAGCUGCUCCAGUUGAUGUACUAAAAGCAUUAGAUUUUCACAAUUCUCCAGAGGGAAUAUCAAAAACAACAGGAUUUUGCACAAACAGAAAGAAUUCUAAAGGUUCAGAUACUGCUUACAGAGUUUCAAAGCAAGCACAACUCAGUGCCCCAACAAAACAGUUAUUUCCAGGUGGAACUUUUCCAGAAGAUUUUUCAAUAUUAUUUACAGUAAAACCCAAAAAAGGAAUUCAGUCUUUCCUUUUAUCUAUAUAUAAUGAACAUGGUAUUCAGCAAGUUGGUGUUGAGGUUGGGAGAUCACCUGUUUUUCUGUUUGAAGAUCACACUGGAAAACCUGCCCCAGAAGACUAUCCCCUCUUCAGAACUGUUAACAUCGCUGAUGGGAAGUGGCAUCGGGUAGCAAUCAGCGUGGAGAAGAAAACUGUGACAAUGAUUGUUGACUGUAAGAAGAAAACCACAAAACCACUUGAUAGAAGUGAGAGAGCAAUUGUUGAUACCAAUGGAAUCACGGUUUUUGGAACAAGGAUUUUGGAUGAAGAAGUUUUUGAGGGGGACAUCCAGCAGUUUUUGAUCACAGGUGACCCCAAGGCAGCAUAUGACUACUGUGAGCAUUACAGUCUAGACUGCGACUCUUCAGCUCCCAAGGCUGCGCAGGCUCAGGAACCUCAGACAGAUGAGUAUGCUCCCGAGGAUUUAAUCGAAUAUGACUAUGAGUAUGGGGAAGCAGAGUAUAAAGAGGCUGAAAGUGUAACAGAGGGACCCCCUGUAACUGAGGAGACAGUAGCACAAUCGGAGGCAAAUAUUGUUGAUGAUUUUCAAGAAUACAACUAUGGAACAAUGGAAAGUUACCGGACAGAAGCUCCUAGACGUGUAUCUGGAUCAAAUGAGCCAAAUCCAGUUGAAGAAGUAUUUGCUGAAGAAUAUCUAACUGGAGAAGAUUAUGAUUCCCAGAGGAAACAUUCAGAGGAUAUGCUAUAUGAAAACAAAGAAAUAGACGGCAGGGACUCUGAUCUUCUGGUAGAUGGAGAUUUAGGCGAAUAUGAUUUUUAUGAAUAUAAAGAAUAUGAAGAUAAACCAACAAGCCCCCCUAAUGAAGAAUUUGGUCCAGGUGUACCAGCAGAAACUGAUAUUACAGAAACAAGCAUAAAUGGCCAUGGUGCAUAUGGAGAAAAAGGACAGAAAGGAGAGCCAGCAGUGGUUGAACCUGGUAUGCUUGUUGAAGGACCACCAGGGCCAGCAGGACCUGCAGGUCUCAUGGGUCCUCCAGGUCUGCAAGGCCCCUCGGGACCCCCUGGUGAUCCUGGCGACAGGGGCCCCCCAGGACGUCCUGGCUUACCAGGGGCUGAUGGCCUACCUGGUCCUCCUGGUACUAUGUUGAUGCUACCGUUUCGUUAUGGUGGUGAUGGUUCCAAAGGACCAACCAUCUCUGCUCAGGAAGCUCAGGCUCAGGCAAUUCUUCAGCAAGCUCGGGUAAGAAAGAAUAAAGAUGGGGGGCCUGGUUCAUCUGGGGCCAAAGGUGAGAGUGGUGAUCCAGGUCCACAGGGCCCUCGAGGUGUCCAGGGUCCUCCUGGUCCGACAGGAAAACCUGGAAAAAGGGGCCGUCCAGGUGCAGAUGGAGGAAGAGGAAUGCCAGGAGAACCUGGGGCAAAGGGAGAUCGAGGAUUUGAUGGACUUCCAGGUCUGCCAGGUGACAAAGGUCACAGGGGUGAACGAGGUCCCCAAGGUCCUCCAGGUCCUCCUGGUGAUGAUGGAAUGAGGGGAGAAGAUGGAGAAAUAGGACCAAGGGGUCUUCCAGGUGAAGCUGGUCCACGAGGUUUGCUGGGACCAAGGGGUACUCCAGGACCACCAGGGCAGCCUGGCAUGGCCGGUAUAGAUGGCCCCCCAGGACCAAAAGGGAACAUGGGUCCCCAAGGGGAGCCUGGACCUCCAGGUCAGCAAGGAAACCCAGGACCUCAAGGUCUUCCUGGUCCGCAAGGUCCCAUUGGUCCCCCUGGUGAAAAAGGACCACAAGGAAAACCAGGGCUUGGUGGGCUUCCUGGUGCCGAUGGGCCUCCUGGUCAUCCUGGAAAAGAAGGCCAGUCUGGAGAAAAGGGUGCUCUGGGUCCUCCUGGCCCACAGGGUCCUAUUGGCUACCCUGGCCCCCGGGGAGUAAAGGGAGCAGAUGGUGUCAGAGGUCUCAAGGGAUCUAAAGGUGAAAAGGGAGAAGUUGGUCAACUAGGCCCAAGAGGGGAAGAUGGUCCUGAAGGCCCCAAGGGCCGAGCAGGCCCAACUGGAGACCCUGGUCCUGCUGGUCAAGCAGGAGAAAAGGGGAAACUUGGAGUUCCAGGAUUACCAGGAUAUCCAGGAAGACAAGGUCCAAAGGGUCCUCAAGGACCUCAGGGUCCAGUUGGAUUCCCUGGACCAAAAGGCCCUCCUGGACCACCUGGGAAGGAUGGACUGCCGGGACACCCUGGGCAACGUGGGGAGACUGGAUUUCAAGGCAAAACUGGACCUCCUGGGCCAGGGGGAGUCGUUGGACCACAGGGACCGACUGGUGAGACUGGCCCAAUAGGUGAACGUGGGCAUCCGGGCCCUCCUGGUCCUCCUGGGGAACAAGGUCUUCCUGGUGCUGCAGGAAAAGAAGGUGCAAAGGGUGACCCAGGUCCUCAAGGUAUCUCAGGGAAGGAUGGACCAACAGGACUACGUGGUUUCCCAGGUGAAAGAGGUCUUCCUGGAACUCAGGGUGCGCCUGGACUAAAAGGAGGGGAAGGUCCCCAGGGCCCGCCAGGUCCAGUUGGCUCACCAGGAGAGCGUGGAUCAGCAGGGACAGCUGGCCCAAUUGGUUUGCCGGGACGCCCAGGACCCCAGGGUCCUCCUGGUCCAGCAGGAGAGAAAGGUGCCCCUGGAGAAAAAGGUCCCCAAGGCCCUGCAGGGAGAGAUGGAGUACAAGGUCCUGUGGGUCUCCCAGGGCCAGCUGGUCCUGCUGGCUCCCCUGGAGAAGACGGAGACAAGGGUGAAAUUGGUGAACCCGGACAAAAAGGCAGCAAGGGUGACAAAGGAGAAAAUGGUCCUCCCGGUCCCCCUGGUCUUCAAGGGCCAGUUGGUGCCCCUGGAAUUGCUGGAGGUGAUGGUGAACCAGGUCCUAGAGGACAGCAGGGGAUGUUUGGACAAAAAGGUGACGAGGGUGCCAGAGGUUUCCCUGGACCUCCUGGUCCCAUAGGUCUUCAGGGUCUGCCAGGCCCACCUGGUGAAAAAGGUGAAAAUGGGGAUGUUGGCCCCAUGGGUCCACCUGGUCCUCCAGGCCCAAGAGGCCCUCAAGGUCCCAAUGGAGCUGAUGGACCACAAGGACCCCCAGGAUCCAUUGGUUCAGUUGGUGGUGUUGGAGAAAAGGGUGAACCUGGAGAAGCAGGGAACCCAGGGCCUCCUGGGGAAGCAGGCCCGGGAGGUCCCAAAGGAGAAAGAGGAGAGAAAGGUGAAGCUGGUCCACCUGGAGCUGCUGGACCUCCUGGUGCUAAGGGACCAUCAGGUGACGAUGGCCCUAAGGGUAACCCGGGUCCUGUUGGUUUUCCUGGAGAUCCUGGUCCUCCUGGGGAACCUGGCCCCUCAGGUCAAGACGGUGUUGGUGGUGACAAGGGUGAAGAUGGAGAUCCUGGUCAACCAGGUCCUCCUGGUCCUUCUGGUGAGGCUGGUCCACCAGGUCCUCCUGGAAAAAGAGGUCCUCCUGGAGCUGCAGGUGCAGAGGGAAGACAAGGUGAAAAAGGUGCUAAGGGAGAAGCAGGUGCCGAAGGUCCUCCUGGAAAAACUGGCCCAGUUGGUCCACAGGGACCUGCCGGAAAGCCUGGUCCAGAAGGUCUUCGGGGUAUUCCUGGCCCUGUGGGAGAACAAGGUCUUCCCGGAGCUGCAGGCCAAGAUGGACCACCUGGUCCUAUGGGACCUCCUGGUUUACCAGGUCUCAAAGGUGACCCUGGCUCCAAGGGUGAAAAGGGACAUCCUGGUUUAAUUGGCCUGAUUGGUCCUCCAGGCGAACAAGGGGAAAAGGGGGACAGAGGACUCCCUGGAACUCAAGGGUCUCCAGGAGCAAAGGGGGAUGGGGGAAUUCCAGGUCCUGCUGGUCCCAUAGGUCCACCUGGUCCUCCAGGCUUACCAGGUCCUCAAGGCCCAAAGGGUAACAAAGGCUCUAAUGGACCUGCCGGCCAGAAAGGUGACAGUGGUCUUCCAGGGCCUCCUGGGCCUCCAGGUCCUCCUGGUGAAGUCAUUCAGCCUUUACCAAUCUUGUCACCCAAAAAAACAAGAAGGCAUACUGAAGGCAUGCAAGCAGAUGAUAAUAUUCUUGAUUACUGGGAUGGAAUGGAGGAAAUAUUUGGUUCCCUCAAUUCCCUGAAACAAGACAUCGAGCAUAUGAAGUUUCCAAUGGGUACUCAAACCAACCCAGCCCGAACUUGCAAAGACCUGCAACUCAGCCACCCUGACUUUCCGGAUGGUGAAUACUGGAUUGAUCCCAACCAAGGUUGUUCAGGAGAUUCCUUCAAAGUUUACUGUAAUUUCACAUCUGGUGGUGAGACUUGUAUUUAUCCAGAGAAAAAAUCUGAGGGAGUAAGAAUUUCAUCAUGGCCAAAGGAGAAACCAGGAAGUUGGUAUAGUGAAUUUAAGAGAGGAAAACUGCUUACGUAUUUAGACGUUGAAGGAAAUUCCAUUAAUAUGGUGCAAAUGACAUUCCUAAAACUUCUGACUGCCUCUGCUCGGCAGAAUUUCACCUACAAUUGUCAUCAGUCAGCAGCCUGGUAUGAUGUGUCAUCAGGAAGUUACGACAAAGCACUUCGGUUCUUGGGGUCAAAUGAUGAGGAGAUGUCCUAUGACAAUAACCCUUACAUCAAAGCGCUGUAUGAUGGCUGUGCGUCCAGAAAAGGCUAUGAAAAAACUGUGAUUGAAAUCAACACACCAAAAAUUGAUCAAGUACCUAUUGUUGAUGUCAUGAUCAAUGACUUUGGUGAUCAGAAUCAGAAGUUUGGAUUUGAAGUUGGUCCUGUUUGUUUUCUUGGCUAAGAUUAGGACAAAGAACAUAUGAAACCAACAGAAAAUAUACCUUGGUGCCACCAACCCAUUUUAUGCCACAUGCAAGUUUUGAAUAAGGAUGGUAUAGAAAACAACUUGCCGCAUAUAUAUGUACCAUUUAAGGAAGUACUGACGUCCUCGUGGGGGCAGAAUCACAUGGCAAAAGCACUGAAAAUUAUAAAAAUGUAAGAUAGUGUGGCUGAGAUGGAAACAGGGUUGCUUCUUGACUCCCAAUUCUCAUCUCUCCUUUUCCUAUUUGGAUUUCUUUGGUGCUGUAGAAAACAAAAAGAGAGAAAAAUAUAUAUUCGUAAAAAAUAUGGUGCUCAUUCCCAUCCAUCAAGGAUGUGCUAAAACAGUGUGUUCGAUAAAUUGUAAUUAUUUUGUGUACAG
Propithecus coquereli (Coquerel's sifaka) is the source of this 5523-nucleotide messenger RNA. It is a transcript of the gene COL11A1, whose product is annotated as collagen, type XI, alpha 1. Gene Ontology annotation, molecular function: extracellular matrix structural constituent. The record is from RefSeq and is a predicted model, not a curated record. The transcript is spliced from 61 exons. NCBI's taxonomy places the organism in Eukaryota, Metazoa, Chordata, Mammalia, Primates, Indriidae. Bases 1 to 5124 code for a protein of 1707 amino acids.